Parastagonospora nodorum SN15 is the source of this 811-nucleotide messenger RNA. RefSeq lists its product as hypothetical. The transcript has 7 exons. Gene Ontology annotation, molecular function: GTP binding; GTPase activity. Bases 132 to 653 code for a protein of 173 amino acids. The record is from RefSeq and is a predicted model, not a curated record. Gene Ontology annotation, biological process: vesicle organization; endoplasmic reticulum to Golgi vesicle-mediated transport; intracellular protein transport. NCBI's taxonomy places the organism in Eukaryota, Fungi, Ascomycota, Dothideomycetes, Pleosporales, Phaeosphaeriaceae. Gene Ontology annotation, cellular component: endoplasmic reticulum exit site; COPII vesicle coat.
GCUCACGAAACCUCAACAAACUGCAAAGCGUAAUCCCAAUAAAGUAAUCUUCUUUCGAAUACCAGAAGUCAACCUGCAAUCAUGUGGAUUCUCGAUUGGUAAUUUGGGAUGUUCUCUCCUCGCUUGGUCUGAUGAACAAGCAUGCCAAGCUCCUUUUCCUCGGACUUGACAAUGCUGGAAAGACCACGCUUCUUCACAUGCUCAAGAACGACCGUGUUGCCGUUCUCCAGCCAACUCUCCACCCUACCUCAGAGGAGCUCUCGAUAGGCAACGUCAAGUUCACAACCUUCGAUCUCGGAGGUCACGCACAAGCCCGACGACUGUGGCGCGACUACUUCCCCGAAGUGUCCGGUAUCGUCUUCCUCGUCGACGCAAAAGACCACGAGCGCCUCAACGAGUCCAAGGCCGAGCUCGACGCUCUUCUGGCCAUGGAGGAGCUUAAGAACACCCCCUUCGUCAUCCUCGGCAACAAGAUCGAUCACCCCGAGGCUGUAUCGGAGGACCAGCUCCGCGCGACUCUGGGCUUGUACCAGACUACUGGCAAGGGCAAGGUGCCGCUUGAGGGCAUCCGACCCAUUGAGGUCUUCAUGUGCAGUGUUGUCAUGAGGCAGGGAUACGGAGAGGGUAUCAGGUGGUUGAGCCAGUAUGUCUAGAGCACUUUGCACGCUUUGGUCUGGACAUGCGAGCUGCGAAGUGGGUGCGAAAAUGGCAGUUGAUGCAGCAACGAUGUACGAUUGUCUUACGCACCCUAGAUGUUCCGUCACUGGCGUCGGCGUUGGCAAGGGAUAAUUAACAUAUUGCAUACGAGAAA